Messenger RNA from Plodia interpunctella (Indianmeal moth), 523 nucleotides. RefSeq names its product probable salivary secreted peptide. The record is from RefSeq and is a predicted model, not a curated record. Bases 114 to 443 code for a protein of 109 amino acids. Lineage: Eukaryota; Metazoa; Arthropoda; Insecta; Lepidoptera; Pyralidae. The transcript has 2 exons.
CUUGCUGCGCCAACAAGCGAAUCAAAAGUUAGUGUGUGAUCGACCAGUCACUGCGAGACGUGCCAACGUGAAUCUUCAUUAUUUUCCAAUAAAACACAAAGUACUUUCAGAAAAUGAAGCUUGUAGCACUCUCAGCUUGCGUUCUGAUAUUCGUGUGUGUGGCAGAAUGCAAAGACCUCAUAGUUGGCACAAACCUUAGCAACAGACUGCUCUGGCAGCAGAAGGUGGAAUACAAUGCCAUUCCUCUGAAGAAAAGGGUGAAAGAAGAAUUCUACUCUGACCCUGGACAGCAAAUUAUUAAGGGUAUAAUUGCAAGAGAUUUGGACCACGAUGAUUCAUCGGUCACCAUCACAGCCGGAGGAGUCGGCUCUUCCUUCGUUAACCUGAGGUUCAAGAGUGAGAGGGGUUCAGGUCUAAACUACCAAGUAGAGAUUUACGCGUAGACUUCACAACUGUAAAUACUAGUUUUGUUUUCUAUUGUAAAACAUUAUUUAAUUUAAAUAUAUAUACCAUAGAUAUGAAA